Messenger RNA from Cynoglossus semilaevis (tongue sole), 1924 nucleotides. RefSeq names its product dendrocyte expressed seven transmembrane protein (gene dcstamp). Lineage: Eukaryota; Metazoa; Chordata; Actinopteri; Pleuronectiformes; Cynoglossidae. The record is from RefSeq and is a predicted model, not a curated record. The transcript has 3 exons. Gene Ontology annotation, cellular component: membrane. The coding region runs from base 112 to 1578 and encodes 488 amino acids.
ACCCUGACUGACCAAUCAUCUGAAGACUGAAGAAGCAGUUGAUUCAUUAAGCCAAAUCAGGUGUGCAGCUCUUCGUGGACCUCUUUAAGGUGUCAGAGCCGAGAUCUCCAAAUGGUCAAAGUCAUUCCUCUCACACUUGGAAUGCUCCCGUCCGGGGUUAAAAUAAAAGAGGGUUUUGAAGAUGUUGGAUCUCUGGCUGUGGAUGUUUUCACAUCAGGUGACAGGGACGGCCUUCAAAGAACUCUAAUCCUUCUUGUGACGUGCAGCUUCUUCAGUCUGCUGCUCAGCUGCCUCCUCCUCCUCUACCUCUUCUUCACCCUGAACUACGGUGUAGCAGUAGCUGCAGGUAUCUCCGGCUGCUUUGGGACGACACUUACUGUCAUCCUCUUCCUAUCAAAGAGAGUGAGAUGUGUGGGAAUUCUGUUUGUCAUCUCCAUCUUCAUGAAGAAGAGUCGGAGUUUGCUGCUUACUGCAGGGACCAGUUUGGUUGUGAUGAAAAAUAUCAGAAACACCCUGGAGAACCUGAGUGGACUUCUCAGGAGUAUGGUUUGUAACCUGAAGGAGAAGAAAUCAGCCAUCGCUGGACCGUUCAGGAACUACGUGCAGGUCUUGAAGUGGAUUGGAAGCAUGCUCAAGGGGAUUACAGACCUGGGGGUGGUGAACGUUGAUUCCCAGCUGAAGGUCUCAGCCAGACUGGAAUCAGAAACGUUUGAGGAGAAGCUCAGGGAAACAGAUCGGAUGUUGAACGAGACGGUGACAUAUGUGCAGACGCUGGUGAGGACAGUGUCCUCUGUGAUGGACAGGAUGUUUCCCGCCAUCAGCUUCUUCCUGCUCGUGUUGUUCAUAGCCUUGCAUUUAAAAAAAUACUGCUUUGAUGUGAAAUAUAAAAACAGGUUCAUCAGCGGCAGAUUUGUUCGCUUCGAUGAGAAGCAGAAGGCAGAAGGAAGACCUCACGUCCUCCCUCUGACUCCAGAGGAGAAGGAGCUGUACACCACCAUCACCUCCGUGUGUCCCGCCGCCAGAGAGAAGAAGGCUGUUGUCAAGUUUGGUGUCGCUGUUGUUGCUCAUUUUGUAACCUGGGUCAUUUUUAUCACAGUAGAUGCUCUGCUCUACUGCUUUGUGGACAUUGUCACAACCAAACUGUCAGAGCUGGAACCGUUCCACGUCCCACUGAUAAUGAAGAUCAGUGAAUUUUCUACUUUAAUUGGGAUUCCAUUGAAUGAGAAAAACAAUCAAGAAGACUUUUCCUUCUCUGUGACCUUGUUUGAGAAGAAGUGUCUUCCCAAACCGAAGCUGCUGCUGUACGAAUCCAUAUUCCCACUGGCUGCUAUCCUGGUGGUUCUGCUCUGUAUGACUCUGAUGGCUGGUAAAAUGGUGCAGAUCAGGCUGAUGGUCUGUGAGCAGUUCUACUCCACAGCUGCUGAGGAGAGAGUCCAACACCUGCACGGCAAAAUCCUGCGGAAUAGAUUUAAAAAGAAGAUUAAAGAACGUCACAGGCUGAAGUCAAUAUGUUCAAAGAUACGUUUCUGGUUCCCACUGCUGUUCAGGUCCACAGAUGAUCCACAAAGUACUGUGUGAAGGUUGUACUGACGCUUAACAUUCUUCCUGAAGUCUUUGGAGAUUUUUUUACAUGUAAAAACAUCUAGAAUAAUAAUGAUAAUGUUUUCAUGGCAAGAUAUAUAAAGGAGCUACUUAGAGGAAGUGCUGUGAUGUUUGAAACUUGACAAAUGAAUGCAUCGAAUCAUUAGACUUUAUCUUCAAGGCAAUUAUGUGUCGAUGAGAGAUAAACCUAUGGUAUGAUUUAUUUAUGUAUUUAACAUAUUUCACAUACAUUUUAUUUUUUAUAGUUGUUGUCUUGUAGCACAUUGAACAGUCAAUGAAGCUUUUCAACUCCACGGGUUUUUUAUUUUAUUAAUUUUACAUU